Messenger RNA from Phycodurus eques (leafy seadragon), 681 nucleotides. Its product is annotated as olfactory receptor 6E1-like. Gene Ontology annotation, molecular function: olfactory receptor activity. Gene Ontology annotation, cellular component: membrane. The record is from RefSeq and is a predicted model, not a curated record. Gene Ontology annotation, biological process: G protein-coupled receptor signaling pathway. Lineage: Eukaryota; Metazoa; Chordata; Actinopteri; Syngnathiformes; Syngnathidae.
UAUUUCAUGUGUUUUUUACUGUGCUACCUCAUAAUCCUGUUGAGCAAUUUUACCAUUAUUUUUGUCAUUGUUGUGGACACAAAGCUCCAUAAGCCAAUGUAUAUCUUCCUUUGUAAUUUAUGCAUUAAUGCCGGCUUUUACCCCAAAUUCCUGCUGGAUCUUCUGUCUCAUGUCAUUUCUUACGCUGGCUGCAUGCUGCAGGGUUAUGUCAUAUACUUGUCAAAUUGCUAUGAUUUUUCCAUCUUGGCGCUGAUGGUGUACGAGUAUGUGGCUCUGUGUCGACCUCUGGUUUACCAAUCUUUCAUGACAAAGCAGAGAGUGUCCCUCUUUGUGUUUUUCUCUUGGUUCAUACCUCUGUUUUGUAUGUUUAUGAAUACUGCGUCACUCUUAGGGAAAAAGCUCUGUGGCUCUUACAUCAACAGGAUCUACUGCGUUAACCUGAUGGUUGUCAAUUUGGCUUGCUCCCCAUCCAAAGCCAACAGCAUCAUUGAGACUUUCAACAUCGGGCUUUAUUUUUUGCUUUUUGCACUCAUUUGUUGGUCUUACGUGCACCUGACCAAAAUGUGUAUUUUGUCCACACAGGUGUGGAAGAGGUUCAGGCACACGUGCAUGCCGCAUAUCAUUUGCCUCGUCACUUACACCAUGACGGUGCUGUCGGAUUUGUUGUACCGAACACUUUAG